UAUUAACCAAUCAAUUUGCAGGAUUUCUUGAUGACAAGUUGUUGUUUCAUUUAGUCGUGGUAGCCAAAUUUCUGUUUAAUGUUUCCAAAAUGACUUUUCCCAAAUAACUAGACGAAAAAAGCAUAAGAUCAUCACGAAGAAGUGAGGGAAGUGUUUUUCUUCAACAGGGAGGAAACAGAUUGUUUUCACAAUGACUGGUGAUGAGCCCCCAUACUUAGCUGUUGGCACUGAAGUUAGUGCCAAGUACAGAGGUGCAUUUUGUGAAGCUAAAGUGAAGAAGCUUGUUCGAUCUGUAAAAUGCAAGGUGAUACUGAAAGACUCGCAAAUAUCAAUGAUGGUAACAGAUGAUCAGCUGAAAGGAAUCUUAAAGAUUGGUGAAGUGGUAGAACUAAAGGAUCCAGACUCUGGCCAGAUGGUUAAUGGUACCAUCCACAAGAUGACUGAUUCUAGCAUGUAUACUGUUGUUUUUAAUGACGGAGAUGAAAGAACUCUGCGUAGAACCCAAUUGUGUCUGAAAGGAGAAAAACAUUUUAUUGAAAGUGAGACUUUAGAUAACCUACCCUUAUCCCAUCCAGAACAUUUUGGUACACCAGUCAUGCAUGGAAAGAAGUCAAAGAGAGGCAGAUAUAGUGGAGGAGGAAUGAAUGAGGAUGAAUUAGAUGAAACAAGUUCAGAAGAUGGUAUAUCAAAGAGAGCAAGUUACAAAGGUCGUUUGAAGGACCUGGUUGGCAAGGUGAUGGUUUUAGACUUUGGAGAUAAGAGGAAACAGCAGGCUCCUGUCUUAGUUGUUCUACCAGACGCUCAACCACCUGAUCCAAAGAAAAAAGAUCAUAUAUUGGUCAAAUCAUUCAAGGAUGGAAAAUUUAUAUAUGCACAGAGAAAGGAGUUGAAGGAAUUUGCCAGAGAAGCUGCCAUUAAGAAUGAAGAUAAAGCAUUAAAAGCAGCCUUUGAAAAGACCUUGAUGUAUUAUGACACCCAGGACUUACCGGUCGAUUGGGAUCAUGAUGAAUUACUUGGUACAGAUGAGGAUGAAGAUUUUAAUGAGGAAGAGUUUCAGCCCCUGAAACAGUCAUCAGAUGAUGAACCUAAUGAAGCCAAAGACUGUUUUGUAGCACAGCUUUACAAGUUUAUGGAUGAUAGAGGUACUCCCAUAAAUAAAGCACCUGCUAUAGUUAACAAAGACCUAAAUCUCUACAGACUGUUUAAAGUUGUACAGAAUAUUGGUGGUUAUAAUAAGGUAACCAAUCAGAUGAAAUGGAGAAUGGUUUAUACUAAGAUGAAUCUACCACCAAUUAAUACAGCUUCUCAUCAAAUCAAAAAUGCUUAUAAAAAGUACCUUCAUGCCUUUGAGGAUUUCUACAGAAAGUUAGGAAGUUCUAUGGGAACCAUUAGUCGGCCUGGUAGGAGUAGAAACAACUCUGGACGAGGGAUAGUACAGUUCCGUGGUAAAGACAAACAAGAAGAUAAGGAUUCUGAAAGUGUUACUGAUGAGGUAAAAGAUGAGAAACCCAAAGAAGAGGAAGUUUCACCAACAAAAGAUCGGCAAACUCCAAAAAGAGUAACACGACAAGAUGUUAGUGAGGAUUCAGGCAAGAAAGAAAGUCAAGCAGAUGCAAAGAAAGCAGUCAAAAAGGAAGAACCAGAAGAUAGUAAGAAGAAAACAAAUAAGAAAGAGGAAAAUGAAAGCAAAAAAGAAGUUGAAACAAAGAAAAAUCAAAAGAAAGAGGAAGUGGAUGUUAAAAAAGGCAAGGAGGAAGAGGGGAAGAAAGGAAAAGAAGAAAAUGAGGCAAAGAAAGAGAAAGAAGAAAAGACUAUCAAAAAGGAAGAUGAGAAAAAAGCUAAGAAAGAAGAAAAUGUAAAUAAAAAAGCUGCCAAAAAUGAGGAUUCAAAGAAAGAAAAGAAAGAAGAAAUUGUCUUGAAGAAAGCAAAAAUUGUGGUGAAAAAGGAAAAGGAUGAUACAACAAAAGUAAAGAAAGAAACUGAAACAGAAGGGGUGGAGAAAAAGACCGCCAAUCUAACAGCUGAUAAAAAGACUGCUCAACCUGCUGAAAAGAAAACUGCUUCACAGGCAGCUGAUAAAAAGGCUGCUCAACAAACCCCUGACAAGAAAGUUACUAAAGAGACCAAUGAAAAGAAGACUCCUCAGCAGACCGGGGAUAAGAAGGUAACACAGACUCCUGGAGAAAAAACAAAAGCUGCCACUACGCCAAAAACUGUAGAUGGUGAUGAUAAACCAAAGGGGUCCCCAAAAAAGCUUGUCCGAAGGCGAUCUAUGAGAAAAGAUGAAGUUAAAGAAGAAACCACUGCAGCAGCGACAGCUAAACUUGUGAUGCAGAAAGAGGUCAAGGUUAAUCUUAUUAAAAAAGAUUUCAAACCAGCAGAAGUCAUUAAAAGAAUCAAAAAGCCGAAGGUUGAAGGUCAAACUGAUGAGAAGGAAAAGAAAAGUGUUAGUCAGAAAGAUACACAUAACUGUCCAAUGGGAUCACGUCUGAAGGUCAGAUAUGGUGGAGGUCAGACACAAAAGAUUUAUGAUGCCAAGGUUGUAGAGGCAAAGAAUGAUGGUUCAGGAUUACAGUAUUUAGUUCACUAUGCAGGCUGGAAUAAUCGAUAUGAUGAAUGGAUUCAGCCAGAGAGAAUAGUCAGUAUUGUAGAGAAACCAGCUUCAGAUCUGGUUGUCAAGAAAAUUGAGAAGAAGAUGAAAGAUGCCAGUUCACCUAAAACUCAAAAACAAUCUCCAGCUCAACCAGUACUUACACCUCAACAACAGGUGAUAAAGAAAAGAGCUCGCUCAGGACCAACAGAAUCACCAUCAUCAAGUCCUGCCAGGUCUGAGAAAGCUAGGUCCCCAGCUUCCAGUGUUGUUGGUUCAGACAAGAAAAAGUCCAGGCCUACAAGGUCAAACAGUGUAGAGUUCAAAUUCUUAGAAGGAUUACAAGUAAAGCACAAGAGGACACGAAGAAAUUCUGGUGUAACUGAAUCUUCAGAUAUUAUCUCACAUGCUUCCUUCACUGAUGACACAGACAAUUCGGAUGAAGAAACAGACAAGGCAGAGGAAAUGGAGUCAUCUGACUGUCAAUCAAUAACUGAGCCGUCUAAACCUGUUAUAUCAGAUAGUGAAUCAAAGUCGAAAGAAGAAACAAAUUCAGAAGAAAACGAGGAUAAAGGGUCAGUAGACAUUGUGGAAGUUAAGGUUAUGUAUGAUGGCGACUCCCCUGUUAAUGUGGAAUCGGAAGAGUGUGACAAUAAAAAUAAUGAAGACAGUGAGGAAAUAGAUGAGCCUAAAAUAGAACCUGAGAUUGCAGUGCAGUCAGAGGAAAAGCCAUUGGAAUUGGUAAGCAAGGAUAUAUCUGAAAGUGUGAAUACCACAGAACAGGAAGUUACUGAGAAUAAAUUGCCAGAGAUUCCCGAAGUUAAGGAUGUUCCUAUAGUGGAAGUUGUUUCAGAUGUUGUGGAGAGUAAGUCUGAUUGUAAACAAGAAGAGCUUGUUAAGACAGAGGAAGAGAAGGAAGAGGAGAGUGUUGACAUUAAAUGUAAUGAGGACUCCUCAAGUCUUGAUAGAUACGAAUUCAAAGACGAGGAGGAGGAAAUCAGUUUACCAGAAUGGAAGGCUGAAAGACAUGUGGAGUCUGAGGAUUGGAAACCAAGAGAACGUGGAAGACCAAGAAAAGCUCAGGGUAAAGAUAAAAUUGAACAGAAGAAGGAACAGCCUACAAGAGAAAAGAAAGAAGUGAAGAAGACUAAAAUGACAAUGGCUGAGAGGAAAUAUAUGGGACAGAAUCCCCCAUCAAUGGCUGACUUGGAACCACCAGUGAAGAAAAUGAAGGAAGAAGAAAUUGUGGAAAAGCCAGAGGUCAAAGACACCAAUGAUGAAGAUACGGAGGAAGACAAUGAAAUGGAGAAGAAAAAAGUGAAAAAGAAAACAAAGAAGAAAGAAACUUUUGAUAGUGAUAGUAGUGAUAUAGAUCAUAAAAAAGUCAAAACCUCCAACAAACCGGUGACAAAAUCAAAAAAGAGGUUGAAGGAUACUGAUGACCUUGAUAGAAGGUCGCUCAUGUCCGAUGACGAUUCUAGUGUUACAAGUGAAAAGUGUGACACAGACAAUCCUUCUGUUUCGUCAGAAGUUACUAAUUCAAAUACUGUGAUAAAUACUAAUGAAUCCAAAACUAGUGCUGACACUAUAGAAAUCUCUGAGCAAACAGACACUGCUACCACAGGUGCGUUUGAAAAUACUCCCCCUACAUCCCCAGAGCAAGAAACAAACACAUGUGACAUUCAAUCUCAAGAUCAUUCCCAUGAUUCUCAUAAAAACAUUGUUGUCAUGUCAACGGAACAACAUCAGUAUGAAUCUCAGGCAGGCAACACUAGUCCGUCUUCGUCAAACGAAGGCAGUGUUGGUAGUGGUAACGUAGCUGGAUCAGACAGUAGUGCUGAUGCUGUCAUACUGGGCAAGAGGAAGAAAGAAUCUGAGGAGGUUACUCCAGCCAAAAAGAAGAGGCGAGGAAAAUCAAAGUCGACUGGAGAAAAGAAAUCAAAGGCUAAUGGAAGUGAUAGUGAUGAAAGCUACAAUCAAACUUCCGGAUCCUCAUCUCCUACCAAAUCCCGUCCACGUUCUCCUAGAACGCCAAAAUAUAAUCUCAAUCUAGAGGAAGGCAAAUACUUAGAAGGAGAAGAGAGAAUUACUUUCCUUAUGGAAAAAGCACAGGAAAUACGCAAAAUCUAUAUGGACUUGAAAGCUGAAGUAGCAACGAUUGAUAGGCGAAGGAAACGAGCCAAACGCAAAGACAGAGAGAGUUACCAAGGAACAGAUCAGGAACAUGUGUAGCAUUAAGUCACAUGACACUGAAAGUAUUAGGUCAGCUGACCAAGCAGCAUUGGUGCAUAAUAGAUGAUCAUUUCUAAGGGUAUCUUCCAUGAGAAAUACUUGUUUUGUUAUUGAUGGACAGCAUUAUGAAGUAUUUUUUUAAAGAGUUAUGUAUAAAAUAGUUUAAAAGGCAUGAGUUCAGGAUUAUUUAUUUUGGAAGGGUUGGGCAUGAAAACAUAACUAUUUGCAAUAUAAACAUUUGAUUUUUGUCAGAUGUAUAAAACCUGAUCAGGUUUACUAAAAUGGAGAAUCUAGUUCAUGAUUUUAAUGUGUUUGCAUCAUAUAGACAUAUUUAUUGCAAAAUGAAAAACUUCAGUUCAAACUAAUUGUCUGCAUUUUUUAUUUCAUGCAGUAAAACUGUAAGCUUAUUGCUGGAUUUUUUUAUUAAUACAGCAUGUAGUGUAUGAAACCAUUAAUUUAUGACUGAUAUCUGUUUGUAUGUUUUUAACAUUAUUUUUAAAUAUAAAAUAAACCAGGUAGAAGGUAUCGAUCGGUCUGUGAUACACAUUUUUGUAAUCCUGGUAAAUUUUAUCUAUCAAAAAAGCCAAAUAUUUGCUUCUUUUUGCAGAAAAGUUGCAUUUUUCUUUUUCAAAGUCUUUACUGCCUAUGGUCACAGGUUGUUACAAAAGGGUUUAAUCAGUAGAUCUAUAUUAUUCAAGCACUGAAAGACGCUUUGCACUUUGCGUUUGGUCAAUAUCUUUUCAAAAUUUUAAGUAAUGGCAUGUUAAGCUAUGCAUUCCUGUGUAUUAUUUAUUGGAAUAGCCUUUUGGAGAAAAUUAUAAAUUAUAAUAUAUAUAUAUAAAUGAAGAACAGGUCUGUUGUUUGAUGUACUAAACAUUUUAUAAGGUUGUGCAGAAAUACUUUGUUUGGGCAUAAAAUUUGUUUGUUGUUGGUUAAACAAUUCUGUAAAGAGAUCAGGACUGUUUCUAAAAAGAAAUUUCAAUAGAAUACUGAAAUAGUUGUUAACAAAUAUUUUUUCCCAUUAUAAUUUUGUGAAAAGGGCUGUAGAUUGGCUUUAUGUCUGAAAACAAUAAUCAUCAAUUAUUGAAUUAAAUUAGGGAAUAUUGUUGCACCUAUCUGUUAAGUAAUGUCAAAUUUUAAGAAGCAGUGUUUGAAAGUCGCCUUGCACAUAAAGAAAUGUUUUGUAACUUUUUUAAGAGUGUGUAGAGGGUAAUACUGAAAUACCAAAUAUGGAAAGUUUUGUGAAUGGUCAAACAUUUAUGUUAUUAAAUUACAGUGUAUCACUGUUAUAUACAUGAUAUAUGAUAAAUGUAAACCAACUUAUUUUAGCAUACACUUUAUUUUGGUGACUUAUUGAAAAACAUUGCCUCAAAUUUGUUCUUUCCUGUAUGAAAAUAUCAUGAAAUUUAGAAUUUGACUGAAAUUAUUUGCAACAAAAUUAGCUAGAAACUUUAAUUGAAAAAGAGUAUCUACGGAACAUAGUUGGUUUACAUUUGUGAUUUAUCAUUUAGAAUUUCCAGUCUCAGAAUUUUGUCCAUUUAUUUUUUGCAACCUAGUCAUUGGUUAACGCAAAACAUUUUGUCUUGUCAUUCAUUUAAAUCAUAAUUAUUUUGUUUCCCUGCCAUUUUAUCCAUUCAGUUUUGUUCAGUCAUAUCCAUGGGUAAAUUGAAUGGAACAAUCGUAA
Mytilus trossulus (common blue mussel) is the source of this 6506-nucleotide messenger RNA. Its product is annotated as AT-rich interactive domain-containing protein 4B-like. Lineage: Eukaryota; Metazoa; Mollusca; Bivalvia; Mytilida; Mytilidae. Gene Ontology annotation, biological process: regulation of transcription by RNA polymerase II. The record is from RefSeq and is a predicted model, not a curated record. The coding region runs from base 191 to 4822 and encodes 1543 amino acids. The transcript is spliced from 25 exons. Gene Ontology annotation, molecular function: transcription cis-regulatory region binding. Gene Ontology annotation, cellular component: nucleus.